AGAACGGAUAGCGUGCGAGAAAUCAUAAUGGUAGCGCUUGUGUAAUAAGCAAAAAAUGCUUAAAAAUAUUCCCAAAUUAGAGCAACUAUCUUCAAGAGUAAUUCGUGUAUUGGGAUGUAAUCCUGGCCCACUCACUUUACAAGGAACUAACACAUACAUAGUAGGCACUGGAGAAAGGCGAAUUUUGAUAGAUACUGGGAAUCCAGAUGUGCCAGAGUAUAUUGAAAAUUUGCAAAGUGCACUAAAAAAAUGUCGUUGUGCUAUUCAAGAAAUUGUAUUAACUCAUUGGCAUAUAGACCACGUGGGAGGGAUAAAUGAUAUUUACAAUCACGUGCUAGAAGAAAAACCAGUAUCUUUUUCGAAGUUUGUUCGACCUGGUCAUAACGAAGUGAUUUUUAAUGCUAAAGAUUCAAUCAAAUACUCCUACAUUGACGAUGGCCACAUCUUUAAAACUGAUGGAGCUACAUUGCAAACAGUUUAUACUCCUGGUCACACAUCAGACCAUAUGUCAUUGCAUCUAAAAGAAGAAAAUGCGUUGUUUUCAGCUGAUUGUAUACUAGGUGAAGGCACUGCAGUAUUUGAAGAUCUUUUCGAUUAUAUGAAAUCUCUAGAAAAAUUACAGGCGUUAAAUAUUGGACGAAUAUAUCCUGGCCACGGUCCCGUUAUUGAAAAUGGAAUGAAAACAAUCACGGAAUACAUUAAUCAUAGAAAUAUGCGAGAAAACCAAAUCUUAAAAAUUUUCAUGGAUCAUAAAGAUAAGUCACACACGCCAAACAGUCUUGUUAUGGAGAUAUACAAGGGGUUGGAUGAAAACCUAAUCAAAAGCGCUGAAAGAAAUGUUUUAAAUCAUCUUUAUAAACUUGAGAAGGAAGGCAAGAUCAAAUGUGCAUCGAAAAAUAUGUGGAAGAGUAAAAUGUGAAAAAGAGAAUUUGAAGUAUUUGGUUACCAUUUUGUCGCUGUACAUAGAAUCUACAAUGCCUUAUGGGUAAAAACAGUUUACCGCUAGUACACAAUUUAGUCCUUUUUAUUUUCUAAGUUUUGUGAACCUAAAACAACUUUUAAAUUUAUUUCAAGCUUUUUAAGCUUUUAUGUUGGUUAAAAAACUCGGUUGAACGUACGUAUCCAUUAAAAAAAUCGAUACCAAAGUCUCUGUGGUAAAAUGUAAUCUCUUCAGUUGCAGUCACUUUGGUAAGAUGACGUCAUAACUAUUAUAAAUUUUACAUUUUUAAAUUAAACCUUUUUUAAAAUUAUAAUGAUAACAAAGAGAAAACAA
This is a messenger RNA of Hydractinia symbiolongicarpus, 1273 nucleotides long. Its product is annotated as endoribonuclease LACTB2-like. Bases 56 to 919 code for a protein of 287 amino acids. Gene Ontology annotation, molecular function: single-stranded RNA binding; RNA endonuclease activity. The record is from RefSeq and is a predicted model, not a curated record. The transcript is spliced from 7 exons. Lineage: Eukaryota; Metazoa; Cnidaria; Hydrozoa; Anthoathecata; Hydractiniidae. Gene Ontology annotation, cellular component: mitochondrial matrix.